UACGAAUAAAAGAGAAAUUAAAGAUUAAUAUUAUCAACACUAUGCGCCUUUGGUGUUCGCUAAAAAUCUCGCGCCAACUUGAAGUUGGAUUUCAAAAAGUUCCGACCAACUCAAGUUUUGUUGUUGUUUCUGUCCAAAGUUUUGACAGGAAUGCCCCAAGGAUGGCAAAACAACUACUACUUACAGCAGUUGAUGAAAGCAGUCAUUCUGCCUUCUUGGAUCUUCUUAGUCAGCAUAAUGAUAAACGCAGUAUGGUUGAUUUAGGAGAAGUCUUGACUGAGCUGAGUCAAAGCCAGUUAGACAAAGUUUGGACUGAACUUCAUUCAUGGGCCACCGACCAGUUAAAUAAACUUGUAGGUGGUAGUGAAAAUGAUGAAGUAAAUAAUUUUGCAAAAGAACCUUCGGAAACCCGUCAGUCAAAUGAACCUACAGAGGUUCAGGAAGAACUCAACCAGAUGGAGGUUGUGGAGAGUGAAGGCAGUGAAGGUCAAACUGGGAACACGGAACAGCCAUCUGUUGGAAGUGGAGAGAAUGAUGUUCAGCCUCCUCAGGGAGAGAUCUACAAUGAGAGUAUCUUGUUGGGAGUUGUGCAGUUUGCAACCUUACAUAUCAGCACUAUCAAAGGAUUUGGCACUUUUAUACCAGAGAAACUUUUAGAACUUGCUGUUCUGUUACAUGGAAUGGUGAGUGUGUUAGAGGGACAGCUACAGGAGGAAAUUGUGACUCUGUGUGAAACAUGGUGGCAUCAAGAACUUGACGAGAGAGACUGCCUCAUCACCAAUGUACUUCCUAUUUUAAUCCAGAUGGCUAUAGCAAAAUCAGGAAAGAGAAAAAAUGUUGCGGCUGUCUGUGGUCUUCGAGGAGCUCUUGAUGUAGUGGAGUUUGAUGAGCCCCUGGUGGACCUGCUCGGGGCUUGUGUUGCCAGCCCACGUUUCUUGAGCUUCGAGGAAGGGUGCCGGUGGCUCUGUGAGCUGUUCACAAGGCAGAUGCUUGUAACUCGCCUCCACCGCAGUGUCAAAGCAGUGCUUCCCGAGUGCACCAGAGAUCAGAGUGCAAAGUAUGGGGAAAUUUACUUCAGGGCUUGGAAAAAGAGUACUGGAGAUGUCCAGCAGAUGAUUGAAGAGUCUUGUAUUCAAGACCUCAUGUAUGCAGCAGUUCAUGUGGAUCCUUUGGCUGGGAAGCUGUCUACUAAUCUUCAUCACUUUCUCCAUCAAAUUCAUCGUAAUAAACGACACCAUUUGGUUGAGAGAAUGAUUCUUAAACUAUAUAAUCCUUUCCUCUGGCGUUCCUUGAAGGUUGCCAAUGGAUAUGUCAGAAUGAAUGCCACUGGGUUGCUCUGCGAUGCUUUCCCACUCUCUGACAGCACUUGCACUUUAGAGGAGAGACAAGAACUUUCGGAAAGACAGUACCAGACAAUUAUCUCCUUGCUGACUGAUCCUUGCCAUCUGGUGCGCAUCACAGCCAUCAAAGGCACCUGUGAGAUCCUCAAGAAUUACUGGCUUAUGAUUCCAUCCCAGGUCAUUAAGACAAUCUUCCAAAAGUUUCUCACUGAGUUGCUGCGUGAUAGUUCCUCAGCAGAAGUCCGAACUCAGGUGAUCAAGGGACUGACUCUUAUACUUGACAACAAUGAUGCCAUUCCAUUUAUGAAGGAAGUUCUGCCCCGUAUCUCAGAUUCAUUUGAUGACAUCAGCGUCAACGUUCGAAUAGCAUUUGUUCACCUUCUGUUGAAAGUGAAAUUAUUGAAGAUCAUCAAGUACUGGACAAUUGUACCAAUAAAUCACCUUCUACAUGGUUUAGAGGAUGAUGUCCCAGCUGUCUGUAAACUCCUGACACAGCUUCUCCUCAAUUCUUUCCAUCCAACACAAAUGUCAGACCAUGAGCUUCUUCAAAGAUGCUUGGUACUUUUAAAAGAAAAUCGAGCAGCAGCAAGAAGAUUCUACCAAUAUGCUUCUCGCACAUUAGACCUCCGGAGCACUGUGGACUUCAUUUUGUUGAUUUGUCUUUGCAUCAGAAAUUACAUACAUUCUCAUGAGUUGCAACAUGCCACAUUAAAUGAAGAUCAUGAGGAAUGUGGAAAUUCGAAUGCAGAUCAACCAGCCUCAAGCAGACAAUCGGGACGAAAGGGAUGUUCUUCUGGUAGAAAUGCCAAGGGUAAAAAAGGAUCAAGAGUACAAAAUGAAAACAAAGAAAAUAAAACUCCGGGACGAAGGACCUUGCUUGCCACAUCCCAACAAGAUAAUAAUGUAUACCGAAAAGAUUCUGGUGCGAAAGAUGCUAACGACAACGAGGAGGAUUCAUCGCCUCUGGACAAUCCCACGGUUAUAGGAGGCCUCUUCGACACCAUUGUAAUUUUGUGGUCGGCUAAUGCUCACAGAUUGGCUCAGUCCCAGAACUCAAAGUACUUGGAAGCACUCAGGUUGAAAGUGUCAAAGAAUAUGCCCAUCUUCUUCAAAUUUUUCAAGGAGAAUAAGGAUGUGUCUCAAACAUUAUUGUACUUGGCAAGCUUUUUACCAAAAACCCUUGUUCCUACAUUAGUUGGACACUGCCUUUCACGACUACGUUCUUUGCAACAGGAUCAGGAUUAUGAAGAUUCAUAUGUUACAUAUAUAAAUGCACUCUGUAAUUGGAAUAGAGUUGAUGAUGUCUUAGAAUUGGCGACGGAUUGGCUUGUGGAAGGCUUUCACUCCGCAACUGUGACCAGUCCAAAGGAACGUCGUUUGAGCCGGAGAGGUGUACAUUUUCAUCAGACUCAUUCUGCCCAGCCAUCUCUCGCCUUACGUCUCGUACGGCAUGUCUUGCAACAUCCGCUCAAUAAACUUGCUGCCCUGAGUAAAAAUCGAUCCCUUGUGGAGGAUUUAGCUGAAACACUGAAGGUUUCGAGGGACCUCUUGGAAGAGCGACUCAACCACAGCGAAGCAUUGUCUGAUCUCUGCACUGAUAAAUUUUUGUGUGGAGCCUGGUCCGAGUACCUGAGUUUGGUGGCCGUGUUGCACAACCCAGCUCCUGAAAAACCAGCUGCAAAUGAAGGUGAAGACGAGGAGGAAGAGGGGAGUGCUGCAUUUGAUAGCAUUGACCAACUUCAUCAUAGUCUAGAGUGGGCAGCUAGGGUUCUGGUACCUGUCCUGAGUAGUGAAGAAAUAGGAGAGAAGAGGAAGUUGCGAGCUGGCGACGAUGCUCUUAGAAUUUCAACAGAAGCCCUUGUCCUCCUUGUGAAGACUUGCAAUAACCUAAUUAUCAUUGGUGCUGCAGAUUCUGAAUUUGUGUUUAAUGUUUGUGGUUUUACAGACAUUCUCCUGAAAUCAGAUGCUUGUGAAAGCUUUUGGGAAGUUAGUUUGCUGGUAACACUGGAGGCAUAUCAAUAUUUGAAAGUGUAUGGAACACCUUACAGUGAAGGUGUAGAAGGAGUUACAAUGCCGACCGAUCUCCUCAAGUCUUGUAUAAUGUCUAUUGCCGACACCCUAAGUGAAGACAGAGCAUUACCUAAGGAAGUUGAAAAAUUAGAUAAGACUUUGGGGAUGGUAUUGGCUACACUCUGCCAGACAAGAGCAAUCCAAAAUGAAGUUUUCCAACACUUAGCUACUACGAUAUUGGACUGUCUUUGCACUAAAAUAGAGAAGAUGAAGGGCGUUGAUUCUGAAAUCAAGACUGUGGAAGCCAUGGGAAGCUGUGUGAGGAUAUUAGUUGGAGUCUGCCAGUCACGCGUAAAACUGUCGAUCUGUCUUAUGGAGGCUCUUACUAACUUUAUUAAGGAUUCAGCUAUAGACAUCACAGUGAUACUUGCUAUAAGUCAUUUGUUGAAAGUAUUGUCUCAUGAUAGUGGCAAAGUGUCGAGAUAUUCUAUUAAGCAGAGUGUUGGAGCCAUCGAUAGCCUUUUAGCCAGCAUCCUGUUUCCAUUGCCCAUUGAUACCUGUGGGGAAACUGAAACGCCUCUUCCUCCAACAAUAUACGAGGAAUAUGCCAAGACCACCAGAGAAAUCGUCGAUGAGUUAAAGAGUACUCUGGGCAUUGUUUAGCACUUCACAGUAGUCUGGGAUUUUGUAUUUUUAUAUUUUCCACUAGAGGGUAAGAAUGUAAAUGCAAAUAUUUUUCUACAGUUAGGAACUUUCAAAUGUUUUUUAUUAGAUAUUUUAGUGGCAUUAGCAGUGCCCUUUUGUCCUAAAGACUCAAAUGUACAACAAUAUCCAGAUUGGAAUGUAAAUAUCUAUUGUACAGUUAAUUACUUUUGCAACUAUUUUUUGUAAGUCUGAGAAGAAGGCUUUCAGCAUAAUCCCAUGUAAAGUGAAUCAGAAGUAUCACUCAUUAAUUUUAAUAAACUUUCAUUUCUACUUAAGCAAUAAAACUUUUGUCUCGUGUAUGUGUAUUAAAAUACAUUUUAUUUUGUUUUAUGAAAGUACUUCCAAAUUUCCCAAGAAUACUGUAAAUUUCUUUCUUGAGAAAAAAGUCAUUGUAAAUAUUAAUAAAACUUUUGUCUAAUGUAUGUGUAGUAAAAAUUACAUUUUAUUUUAUUGCAAGUACUUUCAAAUUUCCAGUAGAAUGUUAAUUUCAUUCUGAAGAUAAAAGGUGUCAUUGUAAAUAUAUAGAUUGUUCUUUAGAUUAUGUUAAGUAAUUUCUAACCAAAUACCUUUUCCUUUUAUGAAAAGGAAAAUUAUGACAUAUAACAGUUGGGAAAUUUAACAUGAAAUGUUAGAUUGUUGGCAAUUUAUCAUUAGAUCUCUAUAGAUAUAUGACAAACUGUUCAGGCAUUACAGUUAAUUUGGGCCAUAAUAUUAAAUAGUUUUGAUUAUACAGCUUGUUUGAAAGAGCAAAGGUGCAUAUAUUUCAUAGACAUUGUAUUUUUAUAACAGUUUCAAUCUAGUACCAUUAUUACUGUAAGAAGAAUUUUUUGAUAAUGUCCACAUUUUAUAAUGGAUUUUUAUACAUUUCUUAUUCCUGUAAGGAAUGAUUUAUUUGCUCAUAAACUGAUAACUGCCAUAAGUAAAUGAAAUUUUGCAAAUAGGAUAUUGUAAUUUUGCAAAUAGGAGUAUUGUAAAGUACAGCAUAUAUUUUUGUAUGAAUACAGAUAACACCUAUGUUACA
Macrobrachium nipponense is the source of this 5076-nucleotide messenger RNA. Its product is annotated as condensin-2 complex subunit G2-like. Bases 42 to 4013 code for a protein of 1323 amino acids. Gene Ontology annotation, biological process: mitotic sister chromatid segregation. The record is from RefSeq and is a predicted model, not a curated record. The transcript is spliced from 25 exons. Lineage: Eukaryota; Metazoa; Arthropoda; Malacostraca; Decapoda; Palaemonidae. Gene Ontology annotation, cellular component: condensin complex; nucleus.